This is a messenger RNA of Chanos chanos (milkfish), 814 nucleotides long. RefSeq names its product CDKN2A interacting protein N-terminal like (gene xtbd1). Bases 70 to 393 code for a protein of 107 amino acids. Lineage: Eukaryota; Metazoa; Chordata; Actinopteri; Gonorynchiformes; Chanidae. The record is from RefSeq and is a predicted model, not a curated record. The transcript is spliced from 3 exons.
AGCUUGUGUUUAGGUUAUGUUUUGUUCUGGUCCCAUUUAGAAACAUUUCUUUGGUUUUAAAUUUUAACGAUGGCUACAGGGGAUGUCGAAGAUUUUAUUGAACAAAAUAGGCAGGUAGCAGACCGUGUUGAAACAUUUCGCACUAUUUCGGAAAGCGACAAACACUGGAAAUCUAGAAGAGAGUUCAUUUUUAGAAACAUGAACGACUAUGAAGACCCCCAACUAGACCACCUUCUCGCCCUGUCUAUGGUAUGGGCAAACAACGUCUUCCUCGGUUGCCGAUAUAGUCCAGACCUCCUGAAGAAAGUGAAAGAAAUGGCAGAGGGAAUUGUAGUUGAGGAUGCGCCUGUUUUUAAAACCAGAGACGAAAUAGUUAAACAACAGGGACGAUAGCCGAAGAUCUGCGGAGAGAAGACGUCAGGAUGUCCGGGGUUUUCCCAUUUUUUAAAAAUUCGUCUCAAAUUUGGGCAGAAUGCCUGGGAUUGCUUUUGAAGUUCCCAAUUUUAAAGCAUCUUUUAAGCAUCUUUUUUACUUCUUGAUUUGUCAUACUGUAAAUCUUUCGUCUUUUACAAUGUUUUUGUACCAGUUCAAGCCAGCCCAGGAAGGGCAAUAUUAUAGCUUGGUAACAUUUUGUACGCUUUUAACAAGUUAUCUAUAAAUUUAAAGUAAAAGCCAUGUUGUAUUCUAUGAAUUAUCCAUCUAGUAAUUAGCAGUCUUUUGUUGCAUACUGCUAUUGAGUUUUGCAGUGAUACAAUAGUGUUUUGCAAACUUAGCUAGCACCACAUGAGGAAAAUUCCUCAAAAAGCACAAAAGC